UUAUACAAUUGGAAACGGAUAAAGCCGCAUGAGGCAGAGAAUAGAAGUGUGUUGAAACUUACAGACUGCUUUUAAGAGACGGACACUUGUGCUAGCAUUGCAUCCUGGUUUUCCCGCAUGGUUUGAAGGGGGGAGGAUAUGCAGAAGGAGUCAGAUAUCUUCCGAAACUCGAGCAGAGCUUUGCUGCGUCGCAGCGCACACACUAACCCUGAGCCCUCGCACAGCUGCGCUCAUACACAAACUUUCCGCGGCUCAUCGACUGUUACAGCAUUAUUACUGGAUGCACGGACACUGUGGAAAGCGGACACGGUUUCAGCUCCGUGAACUGUAUGAUAAAGCCCCGAAACAGAACUUUAGACACGCCAAGCCACCGCACUGAGCACGACUGAAAGCGUGCGUGUGGUGCACCAGCUCUCCUCAGGACUAUUAUCAGACUGAGUUUUCUUUGGCGACACGUUGGACUUGAGAGUGCACGCUCUCAGACCGCUGUAGCGAUGGUCCAGAAAACAAGCACCACGGAAAACCCCGAUGCGCUGUUUGCAGGGGACUCGUCCGAUUCCGGCGCGCUGGAUCUGGACAUGGCUUCUUCCCCGACCCCCGGCUCCACGGAGUCCGGCGCGGACAAGCUUAACCCCGGCUGGUGCAAAACCCCCAGCGGUCACAUCAAGAGACCAAUGAACGCGUUCAUGGUGUGGUCGCAAAUCGAGAGGCGCAAGAUUAUGGAGCAGUCGCCGGAUAUGCACAACGCGGAGAUCUCCAAGAGACUCGGCAAGCGCUGGAAGCUCCUCAAAGACAGCGACAAGAUCCCCUUCAUCCGAGAGGCGGAGCGCUUGCGGCUCAAGCACAUGGCAGACUACCCCGACUACAAGUACCGGCCGAGAAAAAAGGUGAAAUCGAGCGGCUCCAAGCCGAGCGAGAAGGGAGAGAAGAUCAGCGGGAGCAGCUGCGCCGCAGCCGGCUCCAAACCGGCCAAGAAGAGCGGCAGCUCCAGAUCCACGAGCAAGCCGCACAAAAUAGUCCUGGCCGGCGCCAAGGCAGCGUUCCCCGCGGAUCACCACUCUCUCUACAAAUCCAAGUCUGCGGCGGCUUCCAAGCAGAUUCCUGACAAGAAGGCAAAGCGGGUGUACAUUUUCGGGGGCGGCAGCGGCAUAAGCCCGUCCUCGGCAGCCGUGCCCGGCAGCCCGACGCUGAGCAGCUCCGCCGAGUCCAGCGACCCGCUGAGCCUGUACGAGGACGGAGCCAGCAGCGGCAAAGAGGGCGCCGAUUCCCCCAGCAGCGCGUCCUCGGACCGCCACCGGUAUACCGGCAUACGGGCGUCCUCGCCCGCUCCGUCCGCGUCGCACUCCUCCUCCUCUUCAUCGCAGUUCUCCUCUUCCUCCGACGAGGAGCUCGACGACGACAUGCUGGACGUUAACCCGAGCCCAGGCUUUGACAGCAUGUCCCUGGGAAGCAUCGGCUCGUCGGUGCUGGACAGAGACUUUGACAUGCACUUCGAGUCUGGGGCUUCUCAUUUCGAGUUCCCCGACUACUGCACGCCGGAGGUGAGCGAGAUGAUUUCUGGGGACUGGCUGGAGUCCACCAUUUCUAACUUGGUGUUCACGGCUCACGUGCUGAACUAGGGGAAAUGCGUCUGAGGAAGAACACUGAACACAAGGGAUAGCAGACAAGUGUGUUUGUUUGUAAAAUAAGCCACCGUGUGAAGGCUCCAGAAGCUACAACAGAAGCUGCGGUGCUUUGGUGAAACGCGGACAGGAUGGAAAAGCGAAGCCGCGCGUCAGACGCUUUGUCGCGGCAGGGCCGGAGUCAUUUCCCCGCGCUCGGAGCGAGAGGAAGAAAUUCAUAAGGAGUGCUUGAGAAAACAUGUUCUGAACUGGAAAACUGUGAUUGAUUUGCACGUACACGAAGGCGGGCUUUGGUCGUCUGUUUAAUCAUUUUUACUUCAAAAGAGACGUUUAUGAACUUUAACCAUUCGCCUUGUGGACUUGAUUGUUUAAAGAGGUACUGAAUUAUAGGCUGAUUUUCAGCACGGCGGAUUUAUUAACAAGGUGGGUUGACAAAAGGCAAGCCGUUUUUUUUUUUUUUACAUAAAGAAAAAGGAAAAAAAGAACGCAUGUUAUCUGUCCUCUCUUGUAUUGAGAUUUCUGUAAGACUGUCGAACAGUUAAACUAGCGUUAGGGUUAUUUAUAUGGAUAGAUGGCGCUAUGUUUGAUUUCCUACUCGCAGGAAAAAAAAAAAAAAAAUCACCAGCUGUUUUCAUUCUUAACUUCAGGAUUCAAACACAAGCUCAACUCUGUGCUGAACUUUAUAUACUACUUUCUACAAUUCAGGACCAAAACGCUUAAGUUUCCGAAGCUGUUAAGCAGAAAUGCUGUUAAUUUUGUCAUGGCUGUUUCCUUUUCUGUGUUCUGCAGAUGCCAUUUUUUAUAUGGAUGUAUUUAUAUACUGGCCAAACAGUUCGUCUUAUUUUUAUGUUCUUGUAAGAUCCCCCGCAUCUGUCUGUCUGUCUCCUUCUCCGAAGAAGGGCUAGAGUUUUAACCUUUGUUUUUUUAUAUUUAAAUGUAGACUUUUGACACUUAAAGAGAGGAAACGUUUGAUUAUUUUCUCAGUGUAUUUUUGUACAAAUAUAUAUAAAUGGGGGGGUGUCGAUCGGUGUUUUGGAUUUCCUAAUUUGAAGAGCCAGGUGGGUCGGUGUCUCUGAAUCGACCUCCUGUUUCAUGUUUACAGUCUCAAUCUGCAGGCGUCUUAAAGAGACACACACACACACACGCACACACGCACACUCUCACUCCCAAACCCAGUUCAAGCCAACAUGUGCUUCGUUUUUACAUUUUCUCUGAGCGUGCCGAAUUAAACCGAUUGUAGCUUUAAAACGAGCGAUUUUCUUGGCGUUUUAUAUCUUGAGAAACCACUGGAUGGAAAAUCGUUACACAUAUUCAAAUGGUCCAUUUGAGUUUCGCGACGAUUAUGUACUGCGUUCCUCAUUGUAUUUGAAUAUUUAAUCUUUUCUACUUGUCGGAUAAGUAUAGCUAAUUGUUUUAGUAUCUUAAGGCAUGGUGAAUAGAUUUGUAUUUCCGAUUCAGGUUUAUAGCUGUUGUGUUAAAAAAAAAAGAAAAGAAAAAAAAAAGCAUCUUUGUACAGCUGUAUCAUAGGCAAAAGAUUGUGUGUUUAUGUAUGUUGUUGCGCUUUAUCUCGACAGGCACUAUCUUUAUACAUCCUUGCGUAGCCUUUUCUUAAUUUCAAGAUGCUUGUUAAGGAUUUUUAUAUAUACAGUUGAAAUAUAUUAACUUUAUUUUCAUCCAUUCUGUGCAAUAUGCUGUGUAGAAAUCUUGUUUUGUCUAAUCAUGCCAUAACACAUGCCAGCUUAUCGUGUCAAGUCACUGCCUGUCAGAUUGUUCAUAUACUCCUGUACAGAACUUUUUCAUAAAGGAAAUAAACUCAGCUGGAACUGAACCCUAAACACUG
Molecule: messenger RNA, 3462 nt
Organism: Onychostoma macrolepis
Lineage: Eukaryota; Metazoa; Chordata; Actinopteri; Cypriniformes; Cyprinidae
Gene: sox4b
Product: SRY-box transcription factor 4b
Exons: 1
Coding region: 495-1619 (374 amino acids)
Biological process (GO): cell differentiation; positive regulation of transcription by RNA polymerase II; anatomical structure morphogenesis
Molecular function (GO): DNA-binding transcription activator activity, RNA polymerase II-specific; RNA polymerase II cis-regulatory region sequence-specific DNA binding
Source: RefSeq, a predicted model, not a curated record